ACCACUUUCACCCUCUUUAAGCCCAUAUAUCUAUGCAUAGAUUCUCGCAAUUUAUUUGUAUUUUAAUGGAGAAAGUGUUUGAUUCUGUUAUACCAAUUGAAUCCAUUUUGCUAUAAUCUUUCUCAAUUACAAUUCUUGGGUUUUGGCAUAUCAAUGUGAACAAAACACUUCUCUUUUGGGGGUCAAUUUUUUGUUUGUUUGUUUGUUUGUCAAUUUUUCUUGGAAUUGAAGUGAUCAAAAGAAGUAGGUAAGGAUCUGAUUCUGGGUUGUUUUGGAAGUUAACAAAGGUUCGAUUUUUAUUACUUUGAGAUAAGCUCUUGCUGUUGUUAUUUCGGUUCUUUUGUGGUUAUGGCUUUUUGGAUUCUUUGGGAUGUAUGAACAUGAAAAGUGUUGUUUGAUCACCUUGUUUAUGGUCUCUGAAUUUGGUUUUAAGAUGGAGAAAAUGUUGGCUCUUUUACAUUAUAUGAUUGCUGGUAUGUAUGCAUAUUGCCUUGGUUUUUGAUUAAUUUGGAGGAGGUGUAGUUAGCUUAGAUUAAUGGAUCAAAGGGGUGAGAAUUUGAGUCAGCAAGGGGAAGAUGUCAAUGGAGUUGUGUCUGAAACUGUCAUUGUGAAAAAUUCUGAAGAAAAUGCAGAUUUUAGAUUGCAAAAUGAUGGCUUUGUAUCCUGUAAGAAUCAUGAGAUGGAUUUUUGGAGUGAUGGGAAUUCGAGUAGUUUAGUUGAUGGAAAUGUGCUUAGGAAUGAGGAAAAGGAUUUGGGGGAGAAAAGCAAUGUAGUGGCAUCAAGUGAGGGGUUGGUUGAAGCGAGCAGGGAAUCGGUUAACCAGCAGACAAAUGAAAUUGGAGGAGUUGUUGAAACACUGGGUCGAGUUUAUCAAGGAAGUAGUGAGAGCUUGGAUAAUUCAGUUGGUGGAUUUGUGUUCGACACCACUGUUGUGUUUAACACCCAAGAGGCAGCAUGUGUCGAAGGAGGUAAUGGGAAAUUUGAAGUGGAAGACAAUGGACUCAGUUCAAGUAGAGUACCGGCAGAAGGGCCGAAGUCAAAAGUUGCUGAAACAAAGGAAUCAUGUGUGAUUGAUAUAAAGGGAAGUGGUGGUGGCCGAAGACAGUUUAGCGAGAGUUGUGAUGGGGAAAGAGUUUGUAGAAUUUGCCAUUUGAAUUCGGAGCAAUUACUUGAAUCUACUGAUAGUACAUCAACUACCGAAGCUGUUAUGGAUCUAAUUCAACUUGGUUGUGGGUGCAAAGAUGAGCUAGGAAGUGCACAUAGUCAUUGUGCAGAGACAUGGUUUAAGCUGAAAGGAAACAGAAUUUGCGAAAUCUGUGGCCAAACUGCAGAAAACAUCAGCGGCGUUAGACAUAACAGAUUUAUCGAAGAUUGGCAUGGCCAAGGAUCUACGAGUGGUGGUACUACCUUCUCAGAACGGCGGGCAGGAUGUUGGCGUGGACAGCCAUUCUGUAACUUCCUGAUGGCAUGCCUGGUAAUGGCCUUUGUACUACCAUGGUUCUUUCGUGUGAAUAUGUUUUAGCAGAGGCAUGGAAACAAGACAGAAUUCUCUUCCUCUGCAUCGGCAUUGUUCGCCUGCUUGUCCGGCCGGCUUCUCCCGCGGAAUUCGAUUGGAUAUAAAAUAAAUUGUCAGCGGAACUAUUUAUAGGGUUUUCUUAUUUCUGGUUUUCAACACACGUAUAAACAUAUGCUUAAAGACAUUGCUGCUGGCAUUAAGUUGUUGGUAUUAGGCCUUUGAACAUAAGGUUAAAGCGUGGACAAGAUGGCUUAGGCUGUGUUAAUGGGAAACGUUUUGCCAAAUUCAAUGUGGGAAUUCCCUAUGUACAGAAUGUAAUCACAGAUUUGGUCUGACA
Messenger RNA from Hibiscus syriacus, 1853 nucleotides. RefSeq lists its product as uncharacterized. The transcript has 2 exons. The record is from RefSeq and is a predicted model, not a curated record. Gene Ontology annotation, molecular function: zinc ion binding. Lineage: Eukaryota; Viridiplantae; Streptophyta; Magnoliopsida; Malvales; Malvaceae. Bases 536 to 1522 code for a protein of 328 amino acids.